AUGAAGGGGGGAAAAGAAAGAAAAGAACUUGUUGAAAUUAAAUCUCUGGAAGUUUUCACGCAGACGGCAAAUUUAAUAAACGCAACGGAUUUGUCUAACCUCACACUACAAAAUGUGAACGUCAUAGUUGAUCAAUCAUUUUCGAAUCAUCCGCAUCAAAUUUUAUUGACUUCAAUAGAAGGUUUAAUAAAUUCAAAUUCAGUACCUGUGAUAAUGACUCAAAAUCUCAGCGAAACGUAA
Molecule: messenger RNA, 240 nt
Organism: Pediculus humanus corporis (human body louse)
Lineage: Eukaryota; Metazoa; Arthropoda; Insecta; Psocodea; Pediculidae
Exons: 2
Coding region: 1-240 (79 amino acids)
Source: RefSeq, a predicted model, not a curated record